GACUUGUGAGUGCACUUUCCACAAAAUGAAAACAACAUCGAUAAAUGAAUUGAUGAUAAUGUCUUUGCCUCUUUGGCUUCCAAUGGUUGAUGCCCCUACUAGAAGAGCAACAGACUUAUCAUACCACAACAUAAAUUACAAAUGCAGGUGCUCUCAAUUUCAGGUUGUUGCACCAUUCCUUCUUCCCCAACAACCAAUGUCACCAAAUGCCUUAGUCGCAGAGACCUUUUCUUCGAUGGGGUCUCCUCCAUUUGUUCUUCUUCUUCCCAAAGAAUUGAUGAUUGCGGAAGUAAUAAUUUAGUUGAUGAUGAAAUUCGGUCAAAUUUUCCCUUUUCAACUAGGCGGGCUUUGAUUCGGAGUUUGGGGUUUUGUUCUUGUUAUUAUCUUUCUACCUAUUUUCCAGCUUUUGCACUAGGGGAUCCAUCUGUCACAAUUGAAGAAGUAACACCUUCAGUUUCCCCUUCUGGGCCUCUAUUACCCGCUGAGGAAAGAGUUGUUCAGCUAUUUGAGAAGAAUACGUACUCUGUGGUGAACAUCUUUGAUGUAACAUUGCGUCCCCAGCUCAAUAUUACAGGUGUGGUUGAGGUUCCUGAAGGAAACGGUUCAGGAGUAGUUUGGGAUGGACAGGGCCACAUUGUCACGAACUAUCAUGUGAUAGGUAACUCGCUUUCAAAUAAUCCUAGCCCAGGACAAGUUGUUGCACGUGUUAAUGUCUUAGCUUCUGAUGGGGUUCAAAAGAGCUUUGAGGGUAGGUUAAUCGGAGCUGAUCGUGCAAAGGAUCUUGCUGUCUUGAAGGUAGAAGCAGCUGCAGAUCUGUUGAAACCCAUCAAUGUGGGGCCAUCAUCCUCCCUUAAAGUUGGCCAACAGUGUUUGGCAAUUGGAAAUCCUUUUGGUUUUGAUCACACACUCACUGUUGGUGUUAUAAGUGGAUUAAAUCGUGAUAUCUUUAGUCAGACAGGAGUUACAAUUGGUGGAGCCAUCCAAACAGAUGCAGCAAUUAAUCCUGGGAAUAGUGGAGGACCUCUGCUAGAUUCAAAGGGCAAUUUGAUUGGGAUUAAUACAGCUAUAUUUACUCAGACUGGUACAUCAGCUGGGGUGGGGUUUGCUAUUCCUUCUUCAACUCUACUCAAGAUAAUACCUCAGUUAAUUCAGCUUGGCAAAGUUGUUCGAGCUGGUCUAAACAUUGAGAUUGCUCCAGAUUUGGUAGCAAGUCAGCUAAACGUUCGGAAUGGAGCUCUUGUGUUGCAGGUUCCGGUGAACAGUAUAGCAGCAAAGGCAGGACUACGUCCCACCACAAGGGGCUUUGCUGGGAAAAUUAUUCUGGGAGAUAUAAUUGCUGCGGUGGACAAUAAGCCUGUAAGAAGUAAAGCUGAUUUAGUGAGAGUACUUGAUGACUACAAUAUUGGAGAUGAAGUGAUCUUGAAGAUUGUAAGGGAUAGUGAAACCUUAGAGGUACCACUUAAAUUGGAGGAAACAAACUCCUGAAUAAGUUAAUAUUCCUUUUUUUUUUCUUUUCUUUGUUUUCUUAUAGCAUUGUGAGUUUAGAUUGAGUUGUAAACCUUAUAAUCAAAUAAUGUAAAUUAUAUGAAUCUAUUGAUAGUUCCUCUGUUUUCUUUCUUUUUGCAAGACCGUAAUUAUUGUAGCGAAUUUUAAUUUUUGAUAUUUACGAAUAAUACAUUUGGGCAAUUUGACCUAUAGAAAUUACAUGGAGGCUGCCCGAGUUUCUCAUUUUGUGAAACAAUGCUCAUUUAUCAAGGGACUAAAAGUGCAAUAUUAUAGGUGAGACAGUAUAAUUGCUAAUUUGGGUAUUUGGUAUAAUUAGUACCGGUGUUGGGGUAAAUAUGCUAAUUCAAGUAGCAGUUGUAUAUCGAUAAACAGUGCAAAUAGUUGCUUUACUUUACAACUUUGUCAUUUGAGAAACAUAUUUGUUUAUCAAUAAGAGAAAAUAGGGCUAACUGGCUAAGGGCCUUAAGAAGAGAGAGAUGUAAAACCGUAUAAUCACAUUGGAUGAGUUAGAAAGAACGGAAGUAUCUUGCUAAAUUUGGAAAAAAAAAAUCAACAGCAAUUUACUCGUGGCAAAAGUAACGAAUGUCUUUGAGGCGUUGGAUAAGUUAACUAAAAGUAGAAAGAUUAAAUUAAACUGAACAUAUUCAUUAUAUAUUAGGAAAAAUGGAACUUAUAUAUAUUAGGGAAAAUGGAAUAUAUUUUAAACGGCUAUUUCACCAAAUGCCACUGAGCACUUUAAAAAUUCACCAAAUGCCAUCAGAAUUUUCAGAAUUCACCAUAUGCCACCCAGUUUUAUAAAAAUUCGCCGAGUGUCAUUGAUGACCCACGGCCGUUAACUCCGUUAGUCAUUAGGGUUAAUCAUGACACAUGUCAUGAUAUAAUUGGUCCAUUUAUCUUAAUUCAUAAAAAUUAAAACAAAAA
Chenopodium quinoa (quinoa) is the source of this 2427-nucleotide messenger RNA. RefSeq names its product protease Do-like 8, chloroplastic. The coding region runs from base 142 to 1485 and encodes 447 amino acids. Gene Ontology annotation, molecular function: serine-type endopeptidase activity; protein binding. Lineage: Eukaryota; Viridiplantae; Streptophyta; Magnoliopsida; Caryophyllales; Amaranthaceae. The record is from RefSeq and is a predicted model, not a curated record. Gene Ontology annotation, biological process: proteolysis. The transcript is spliced from 13 exons.